Messenger RNA from Alternaria ventricosa, 1218 nucleotides. RefSeq lists its product as uncharacterized. The transcript has a single exon. The record is from RefSeq and is a predicted model, not a curated record. Bases 1 to 1218 code for a protein of 405 amino acids. NCBI's taxonomy places the organism in Eukaryota, Fungi, Ascomycota, Dothideomycetes, Pleosporales, Pleosporaceae.
AUGCUACCGGAUGCGCUCGCGAGGUCCGCUUACAGCGAGAAGACUAUUGCGACUUUCCUGAAUAUGUACAACCCCCAGGGCGUAAUCCACACCACCAACACAGACGCAAAGGAGUUUGUUAGCUUGCUACCCCUGCUUAGCACGCGCGAUGAAGCAUUACAGAUGGCUGCUCUGGCAGUUGGCAUAACACAGCUGGGGGUAACUUCGGAUAACGAAGCUCUCACGCGGCAAGGAAGAACACUGUACGGGAAAGCGCUGAAGGAAACAGCCGUGGCUUUACAGAACCCCGUUCGAGCGAGUAGCGAAUCACUACUUGUUGUACCGCGAGUCAUGGCUCUCUUCGAUAUGCUGUUCGGCGCGGAACCGAAUACGACCAACCAGGCAAAGAGCUGGCUCAGUCACUGUGAGGGUGAGCUAGCUAUGAUAGUCAGCCGUGGCCCGGAGAUAUUUGCGGAAAACGACGCGGCGCAUAGGCUCUUCACUAAUGCAAGAUACCGGCUACUUGGACCUGCCAUCCGCGGCAGGAAGCCAACCAUACUCAAUGAGGAAGAGUGGAAGACCAUACCUUGGAAAGGGCGGACCAAGUCGUCCGACGACGUUCUCAUCGAUAUCCUCUGCGGUAUACCCGAGCUUUUGGACGCUAUAGACAAGCUACAAUUCGGAUGCAUGAGCGAACAAGAAAGAGAAGGGCUACAAGUAUACACCAUAGCAAAAUGCUGGACACUGCAUUUCGAGCUCGAAGCUUGGGUCCAUGCAGAAGCUAACGCCAUCUACACACCCGAGAUUGUUAGCAACGCAACGCCAAUCACCUUUCCCAGCAUAGACGUUGCCUGUGUCACUGUACGCUACUGGUUGACAGCCCUCUUCCUAUACUCCACCCUCGAUGUCGCAAGCGGCAUCGAUCUUUAUACCGAUACCUCGAUUUCGCACCCUGAUCGCCCACACCCCCGACCGUUUGCCCGCAUGAUCAUGAAGUCAGUCGACUACUUCCUUCAAGAGCAGUUCGGCGUAACGGGUAUCAUGGCUAUCUGGAUGCCCUUAGGCAAUGCGCUGUUCUAUCUGAAUAGAAAUCGGGAGCCUGAUGAGGAAUAUAUAAUGAGCAUCAUGCGGACUUGGCAUAAACCAAAGCUGCCGAGCACGAUGAGAGAGUUUUUGAAGAGUUUUAGGGAAACGGUUGAUUUUAGGACUUUGCUGGCGAAGCCUAUGAGUGAGUUGUGA